This is a messenger RNA of Oppiella nova, 900 nucleotides long. Lineage: Eukaryota; Metazoa; Arthropoda; Arachnida; Sarcoptiformes; Oppiidae. The record is from the annotation of a GenBank genome assembly.
AUGGCGACAGAUAAUGACUUUGAGGACUGGGCUCUCAUGUACACAAUGAACCAAAUCGAUGGCGUCUUAUAUUUGGGUGGAAUCGCGGCCACGAAGAAAGUCGAUGAUCUCAGGAGGGCUAACAUCACAACCAUUCUGUCGGUCAUAUCCGAUAAGAUCCCCCGCGAAGACAGAAUCUCUGGCAUCACUUACUACUGGGUUCAGGCGGACGAUGCGGAAGAUGAAGACCUAUUGACGUGGUUUCCCGAGAUGUAUGACAUCAUCGACAGGUGUGUGGUGUCGGGCACAGGGAUUCUCGUUCAUUGCGCGGCCGGUAUAUCUCGAUCGUCAACCACUGUCUGCUCCUAUUUGAUGAAAAAACGGCAGAACACGUACGAACAGAUCGUCCAAUUUGUUAGGUCCCGGCGCCCUAUCAUUGACCCAAACCCGGGAUUCGUGGCUCAGCUGGAGUUGUGGCAGGAGAUGGGCUAUCGGUUGGACGCAAACAGCCAUCGCUUUCGACAGUAUAUGAGAGAAAUAUAUUUUCAGAGAUUCCCGUUUAAAAUGAAGAAAUACUUCUCCAGACUGACGGCCGCCGAGAAUAUGACACAACCGUUGAAUUUAGGGCAACAGUAUGUCUGCAAGAAAUGUGGUGAAAGGCUUUUCCAUGAGCUCCAUGUGCUCAAGAGAAGUGGCGACGCAAUAAAGGGCACCUGUGGUUAUGUUUUCAUAGAUCCUCAGCCGUGGAUGUCUGAGCUGAAUGGGUCACAACCAAUACUUGACAGGUCUUCCGAUCAGCCCAUCAGAUGCCAAAAGUGCAAACAACAGGUGGCAAAGUGUUGGACAACUCCGUCGGCCUACCAGUGCCCCUGUAUCGACCACUCGGGGUUUAAACAGAUCAGAGUUCAGAUGUUGGACAAC